Messenger RNA from Myxocyprinus asiaticus (Chinese sucker), 2388 nucleotides. Its product is annotated as growth hormone secretagogue receptor type 1-like. Gene Ontology annotation, molecular function: growth hormone secretagogue receptor activity. The record is from RefSeq and is a predicted model, not a curated record. Gene Ontology annotation, biological process: hormone-mediated signaling pathway; G protein-coupled receptor signaling pathway. Gene Ontology annotation, cellular component: plasma membrane. The transcript is spliced from 2 exons. NCBI's taxonomy places the organism in Eukaryota, Metazoa, Chordata, Actinopteri, Cypriniformes, Catostomidae. The coding region runs from base 568 to 1650 and encodes 360 amino acids.
UUUGACCUGUGAACAACUUAAGUGUGACUCACAAACAAAGAAUGCACAAGGGUUAAAUAACGUGGUUGUAUAUUCUUCGACCAAUUACAAAGCUCUCUAGUUGCAUCAAUAAUGAGAUGACAUCAUUAUUAGUCGAAUCUUUCAGUACGCACAACUGAUAGCUCGCAGUACACACGUUUCUCAUCCUCUUCUGCCGGAUGAUUUAAUCUCUCCGACUUUCACCUUGAACACAUAUCUCUCUUCCUACACCGAAUUACAUAGCUUCAGAUUUAGGAUUUUCUGUAGAGGAAUGACAGAUAACCUGGCAGCACUUAAAGUUGGAUUGCCAUCCUGAAAUGCUCCAAGUUUCCAGUCAGUUGGAUCCGUUUUUAAAUGUGGAGUGGAUUGCAAGGAUGUGUCAUGCCUUGCAGUUGUAAGGAAACUAAACCUUGGUUCACAUUAGUCAGAGUAUAGGUUGUAUUUAUCUGUAUAUGUCUAAAUGUUCGGCACGAUGGGGAGUCGGUGGGGAGACUGUCCUCCCCAAACUCUCUCUCAGAGGAGAAUUUAGGUGGUCCUUGAUCUCUCAGCAUGUAUACUUGGGUGAACGGGUCGAACUGUUCGUUCAACUGCAGUUGGGAUGAUAACGCGACUUACUGGGGAAUCGAGUCCCCAGUCAACCUAUUUCCCAUUCCAGUCCUGAUCGGGGUCACCAUCACCUGCGUCCUAUUCUUCUUUGCAGGUGUAACAGGGAACCUGAUGACUAUUUUGGUGGUAACAAAAUACAAGGACAUGCGAACCACCACCAACCUCUACCUAUCCAGCAUGGCCUUUUCGGAUUUGCUCAUCUUUUUCUGCAUGCCCCUGGACUUGUACAGAAUCUGGAGGUACCGACCUUGGAAUUUCGGCAACAUACUUUGUAAACUCUUUCAGUUCGUCAGCGAGUGCUGCACAUACUCGACCAUUCUCAACAUCACUGCUCUCAGUGUGGAGAGAUACUUUGCUAUUUGUUUCCCUCUGAGGGCAAAAGUAGUCGUGACCAAGGGUCGCGUGCGAGGGGUCAUUUUGGUCAUCUGGAUAGUAUCCUUCUUUAGCGCAGGACCUGUAUUUCUUCUCGUCGGGGUUGAGCACGAAAACGGGACAAACUCUUGGGAAACUAACGAAUGCAAAGCGACGGAAUAUGCCAUUAGGUCUGGGCUCUUGGCCAUCAUGGUUUGGGUUUCCAGUAUCUUUUUCUUCUUGCCUGUGUUCUGCCUAACUGUUUUGUAUAGUCUCAUCGGGCGAAAGCUCUGGAAGAGAAAGAGGGAGGAGAUUGGAGAAAACAUUUCGAGUCGUGAUAAAAGCAAUAGACAAACAGUAAAAAUGCUAGCUGUGGUGGUGUUUGCCUUUGUGCUCUGCUGGCUUCCCUUUCACGUUGGACGCUACCUGAUCUCCAAAUCUACAGAGAUGGGCUCUCCGGUCAUGUCUGUCAUCAGCCAAUACUGCAAUCUCAUCUCCUUUGUACUCUUUUACCUAAGUGCAGCAAUCAACCCUAUUCUAUACAACAUCAUGUCCAAGAAGUACAGAAUGGCAGCUUGCAAACUUUUCGGACUGCACCAUACCCCACGAAGAACCACAUCAAUGGUCAAAGGAGAGAGUUCAAUGUGCUGGACAGAGUCUACUGUCAGCUUGUGACUGUGACAGACUAUCUUUCCAUUAACAGACAUUCCAGACUUUUUUUUUGCUACAGUAUGAUCACUGGCACAUUCACACUUGGGGAUAUUCAUUGCGUAAGAUGACAGUCCCAUAAUUAGACUAAAGAUCAGCAGUGAUGUCUAAUCAAUUUUUAAACACAUCGCCUCAACAGAUCAGGGAGUAUUUUCAAAAGAUUCAUUGCCUCUUUUUCUUUAAUUGCCUUUUGACUAGCCAGUCUUAACAUUUCAUCAGAUGUCUUGAUGUUUUACAAAUAUAAGCUGGUAAAUAGACAGAUAGAGAGAACUUCAGAUGCCUUAAAUCUAAAUGAAAUCUGGGAGACAAACUUGGCACUGUAGAAACAGUAGCAUACUCCUGCUCCCUUCUAUAGGGACUGCAGAGGAAAUGCCUUUCAUUUGUAAUGUGUGCCUGAAUAACUACAUGCCAUGCUCUUUUAGCAAGUGUUGUCACGUCUCUGUUUGUGUGUGCACAAGGUUCUCUACUGCAGACCUAAAGCAAUAUUGAUACACAGAACCCAAAUUUUUUGAAAAAAAUAAAAUAAAAUAAAACAGUCAAAAUAGCAUUAUCUCAUUAAAAGUACUUGAGCUUGCUUUUUUGUUCUCAGUGUGUCAUGUGCUAAAAAUGUGUUAUCUAUUUGUAUGAUGUUACCCAGUUGUUGAGAUAAGAGUUUAAUUUAAAACCAUUGCAAUAACUGUUGUGACAGUAUAUCUCUAAGUUAAC